Oryza brachyantha (malo sina) is the source of this 1282-nucleotide messenger RNA. RefSeq names its product anamorsin homolog 1. Bases 227 to 1015 code for a protein of 262 amino acids. Gene Ontology annotation, biological process: iron-sulfur cluster assembly. Gene Ontology annotation, cellular component: cytoplasm. Lineage: Eukaryota; Viridiplantae; Streptophyta; Magnoliopsida; Poales; Poaceae. The record is from RefSeq and is a predicted model, not a curated record. The transcript has 8 exons. Gene Ontology annotation, molecular function: iron-sulfur cluster binding.
UGAUUAGUUUAAUCAGGAAGCUUCGAGAGGCGCACUAAACCGCGAGCAUUUCUUCUUCGUCUCCCCAAAUUACCUCCUCCCCCUCCUCCUCUUACGUAGGAAACCCAAACCCAAAUUCGCUUCCCCCAAAUCGCUCUUGCGGCGCCGCGGGUCUUCGUCUCCGUCUUCCUCUCCAUCGCCCACGGCGGCAGAUUCAGGUGGUGCGAGGUGCGUCAACCUGAAAUCGAUGGCGGCAGCGGCGCUUGCGGUGACGGACGAGCUGGCGUUGCCGCUCCGCGCGGUGGGGGAUCUGGCGGCCGCCGCGGGGGUCUCGCGGGAGGAGGUGGUCGUCGUCACGCAGUGCGCGUCGCUUGGUGGGAAGUUGCCUUUCGAUGAUGCAUCAGUUGGUUCUGUUCUUGCUGUCAUUAAGAAAGUGGAAAACUUGGGUGAUCAGUUCAUAACUGAAAUUAACCGGGUUCUUAAAGCUGGAGGCAUGGUGCUUGUACAGAGUUCCACGUCUGAUCAGGAUCCCAAUAACCAUAUUGAACGCAAGCUACUGUUAGGAGGAUUUGUUGAAGUGCAAGCUUCUGCGGCAAGCUCACAGGAUAGCGAACAUUCUGUUACUAUUAAGGCAAAGAAGGCCUCUUGGAGCAUGGGUUCUUCCUUCCCCCUCAAGAAAGCUACAAAGGGUCUUCUAAAGAUUCAGAUUGAUGAUGAUUCUGAACUGAUCGAUGAAGACAGCCUCUUGACUGAGGACGAUUUGAAGAAACCAGAACUUCCAGUUGUUGGGGAUUGUGAGGUGGGAGCCACCAGGAAGGCAUGCAAGAACUGUACAUGUGGCAGGGCUGAGGCUGAGGAGAAGGUGGAGAAACUAAAUCUUACAUUGGAACAGAUCAACAACCCUCAAUCAGCUUGUGGCAAUUGUGGGUUGGGAGAUGCAUUUCGAUGUGGUACUUGCCCGUACAAAGGUCUACCACCAUUCAAGCCGGGUGAGAAGAUCUCACUGCCUGGCAACUUCCUUGCGGCUGACAUGUGAUGAUACAAGGGAACAUCAGCGACAGCAGCAGAUAGGAUUUGGCUUCUUCAAUUUGUUCGUUCGUUAGAAUGUUAAAGUUGCUGGUCAAGUAUGGGUGUGAUUGAGGGAAAAAAGAGGACACACCCGUAGUAGUUCCUGCUAAUUAUCACACACUUUCUGGUUCCCAGGUUCAGGUGUGAGUGUGAGUCGCCUAUGCGUUCUGUUUGAGGAUAUGUGUAACUUUUAUGAGAAAAUAUUGCAGUAUUGUUUACUUGUGAAACUGUCAAA